This is a messenger RNA of Caenorhabditis sp. 36 PRJEB53466, 3679 nucleotides long. Lineage: Eukaryota; Metazoa; Nematoda; Chromadorea; Rhabditida; Rhabditidae. The record is from the annotation of a GenBank genome assembly.
AUGGAUGAUCUUAUGAACCGACUUCAAAUGGUUGUUUCGAAUGACGACGUGGAUCGGAAUUACGUAGCGUAAGUGAUCAAAAUACUUUAAUCGUGUUCUGUGACCCAUGGACUUAUCUGACUAACUAGAAUCUGUUUGAGCUGUUUUUACGAUGAGCAUAAGAAAAACGUAAAUGCAUGUGAAUUUGUGAUCACGAUGAUUUUAUAUGAAACUUUGGUAGUAAGCGUAAGCAAAAAACAAACAGUCAAAGGUUGAAUGAAAUAAACGAGGCACAAUAAAAGUGUAACGGCUCAUACAGAAAGAAAAGCAUCUGAGCGUUCGGCGACAAUUCCCAACCCGAUGAUGUGGGUUGUGAAUCAGAACUGUGGGUACCGGAUAAGAACGCCUCCCUGGGGCACUAUGAAUAACACAUUAUUUGUCUUCUUUUCUACAUCCGGAAAACCCAAAUGAGAUUACAAUUGCAGCCGGGACUUUGGAGUCAAUCCGUACCGAUGUGUGCUACAGGAAGUGCUGCUCGAGAGAAAGGAUAUGCUACGUAAGCGAAGGCAGAAGCAGAAGCUAAAAAGUCUUGCAGAUAUGGGAAAGGUUACCGCUGUCUUCCGGUGGUCUUUUACGGAAUUAAUGCUUAAUGGCUGGACAUGUUUCAGAAAUAAAUCAAAUAAAUCAGAGUUCGGAAAUUCGAAUCAAAACCUAAGCAACAUUGUAGGCUCGAAGAUGAACUCGACAGCGUUGUACGAGCACGAGGAGUCGUCGAAUGAAAUCGAAGAGAUAUUGGUACUGGAGAACAUAUAGCAGAAAACUGUUAUAAGAACUAACUGUACUCAUUUUUAGGGACAAUUCACGAAUCCAACGUUUCCGCUGGAGGAGGUGAACACUGAGAAAGACGAAGAAUGGCAACCAUUGGAGAGAAAGUAUUUGGAUGGAAUCACCGGUAUCCGAGAGGAAAUGAUGAUGAAGACGAUGGCUUUGGAAAAGGUAAGAGGAAGCGAAACCUCAGAACGGGUAUCCAAAGUAUGCUUAGAGGGAUCAUUGGAAUAUUUGUGUAUGCGUGUUUUUUCUUGAAUGUAAAGUAGGACUUAGAGCGUAGCGAAGCAAUCCGUGCGAUCAAAUCUGACAACUGUGUUAGCUGACGAAUCGGAUUGUCAUGACAGAAGAAUUCCCCAAAUGCUGAACGGCGUACGCGAUGGGCACUUUUGGUGCUCGGCGGCAAAUGUCACAAUUCGCCAAACCAUAUAGAAACAGCUAAAUCGGGGAUAACCUCGGGGAAUUUUCAAACUACUUUAAGUAUAUGGUUCAUAAAGCUAAAAAGAGAAGUUUAUCACGUUGCAGGACAUGGAAAGGGCGAUGGCGCACAGUGACGAGGUACUCAGGAACCAGCGGGACUUUAGACCGAUUGAUGAGAUGGUGAGACCACAGUAAAGUUAUUUUUGGAAUUUCAUCUUCCAAUACUAUAAUAAUGCGUUCAAGUCCAAUCAGUUGAGGGAGCAGGAUCAAUUGGGGUCUAAAUCUCAUAAUACUUUAGUUCUUAUAGAUCCAAUCCUCAAUCUUUAAUCACAAUGUAGUUUUAGAACGGAAAAUUGUAAAAAGGAACUGAAAUGCAAAUUGAGGGAAUAGGGAAUAGGAAACAAACUAUGAUUCAGAUUGUUGUGAAAAUACACAGGUAGCCUUUCAUGGGGGCUUAUUUUGACAUAAAUCUUUUAUUCGGGGUCUACUGUAAUCCACUAAAUACUCGCGCACAUGAUUUUCAUCUCCGUGUGCUUCGAUCGAGCUUUCAGUUGUCUUACGUGCACUUUGUUCACAACAUCCGCCUUUAGAAGGAUCAGAUCAAAUUUUUCUCAUAUCUAAAAGUCAAAAAUUGUGGAUUAAGUGCGAAUGCAGACACAUGCACUCAGUAGUUUGUCUGAUUGACUGCAGUUCCAAGAUCAAAAUUCUGUACUAACCAUAGUUGCAAAAAUAGUUCCGUUACUUUCAUUCUUUUCGGAAAGACUGAAAGUCACGGUUAUUCUUCCGCCUAUCUUUUAUAGCUGAUCUGCUAGCAGCUCAAUGAAACUCUGGUUGAUUCAGGAUUUCGGUAACGCUAGACUUUGUGUUGCGAAGAAGUUCGAGCAGGCAAGACAAAGUCUCAGAGGAGACGCUGCCACCAAGAUUCUGGUCCUUCGUCGUGAGAUCGAGCAACAGGGGUGAGUUAUCGGCUUUACAAAAAAUACUCACUUAAGUUUGUCACUGUGUCUCACCCCAAACAAGUCUAGAAUGGGACCCCGAGAUCCUUAUUUUUGCAGUCGGAAACGUCGUAACUUUGAUAAGAACACCACGGACGUGCUAGCCAACUGGUUCCAUGAACACCGCCAGAAUCCGUACCCGACAGAUCAGGAAAAAGCGGAACUGGCUAAACAGUGUAAUAUCAAGAUAUCACAGGUAAGGCCAGGAUUAAUGGGUUCUCCGGUGCUAGGAAUUUUGCAAAUUGUGUGUUGUACACAUUCUAGAAAUGUGUACGGAUGAUGACGAGGAUCCUAUCAAGAAAUCUGUGGGGAACCGAAGCAUAGUUUUGAGUUUAUCGGGUUCAAAACUACGCGUAAGCGCUGAUCGUACAUAGAGAAAUCGGUUGUAAUCUUGAAAUCUUGAAAUCGUGUUAUGCACAUUUUGUCGUUGCGUCCGUUUUUCACAUUUUCGUCACACGGAGUUUGUGCCCGAUCUGUGCGGUAUUUAGGGUAUGUCUGUAGUCUUAGGAGGCCAAUCGCGACCUUUUCGAGUCUUUUUCUGUCUGAAAUAAUGAUCUUUCAAAAUUUUGUUUGCCUUCAUUUUUUUGUUCAAAAAUGUUGACGUCAGCGUUCUGAACUUCUUUGUUAGUGUAAAGUGAUGAACAUGAUUCAUGCCGACAAGGCAACCUGAUCAUCCGAAUUUGCUGAAAUGAUAAAUUUCGUAUCAAAUUUUCUUCUCAGUUUGCAGCUUUAAUCAGCUUUUGAAAAUCAUCGCGUUGGCGGUGGGAUUUAUUUUGAAAAUACACUGACGCAAGUCUUGAGCUUUAUCCGGGAUUUUGUCCCGAUAUAGUCUCACUGAAUAAAACUUUUUUGGGCUUUCCGGAGCUCCGGUUUUCGAUAGGAUUAGAUGGAAUCACCAGAAAGUUCAACAAUUGAUAGGGAUUUCCCGAGACUUGAAAUUUUUCAGGUGAACAAUUGGUUUGGAAAUCAAAGGAUUCGGACAAAACAGCAAGCAAUGAAAGCACAGGAAGAAGAAGAAAAGGAACGUGCUGCGGCCGCGGAAUCUGAAGCCCAAAUGAUGCAAAACUCAAUGAAUGAGUUCAUGGGCGCGCAGAAUGCAAAGUCUUCAAUGCAAGCAAUUGUGAUUCCAGCCAGACAACAGAGUGUUAUGGAAAAUCAGAACGGUAAAGAGACCCCCAGAGAUUGUUCGUGUUUUUCUUCGCUUUUUUCGAUAUUGUGAUCACAACCUCCAACUCCCCGAAGAAUAGUAUCAUUCUGUUUUCCAGGAUUCGCUCAACAACAGCAUUAUUUCCAAACUGGAGGACAAAUGUCACAAACUGAUAAUGGAGACGGACAGGUAUUAAGAAACUGUGCUGACGUAAUGACCUAGUGCUCUUCAGCAAUUCUACACCGACUUUGACACGUUUGGAAUUAUUCCGUCCGAUCCAGAACACUUCAAUCAAAUGCCGUAUUUGGGAUGA